AUGAUACAAAAUAUAAUAAAAAUUCAAAGAAGAACUAAACGUACACCCACAAUACUUAUUCAACCUAAUGGACAGUGUAUUAGCCCAUUUACAAAUGUAAAAAAAGAAAAACCACUUAUCUUUAAAAAUUGCACUGGUAAUAACGAAGACUUAAAGCUAUCAUUUAAAGACAAGAUUAAUUUUUUUGAGUCACUUAGUAAACAGAAAGAUACUGAAUUGCCUGUUAAUAAUAAACACAAGAAGCCUUUUAAAGUUGAAACAACUGUAUGCAUUACAAGAACAUUUGAUUUUGCGUUAUUGAAAAAUAAAUGGGAGGCAUUGUCUUUAAGUAAAUAA
Vairimorpha ceranae is the source of this 336-nucleotide messenger RNA. RefSeq lists its product as hypothetical. Lineage: Eukaryota; Fungi; Microsporidia; Nosematidae. The transcript has a single exon. Bases 1 to 336 code for a protein of 111 amino acids. The record is from RefSeq and is a predicted model, not a curated record.